Messenger RNA from Pomacea canaliculata, 2483 nucleotides. RefSeq names its product solute carrier organic anion transporter family member 2A1-like. Gene Ontology annotation, biological process: transmembrane transport; sodium-independent organic anion transport. Gene Ontology annotation, molecular function: protein binding. The record is from RefSeq and is a predicted model, not a curated record. NCBI's taxonomy places the organism in Eukaryota, Metazoa, Mollusca, Gastropoda, Architaenioglossa, Ampullariidae. Gene Ontology annotation, cellular component: membrane.
AUAUCGAAAAUAUCAUUGUCAUGGCGGUGGAAUUCAAACAAGAACAAGACCAACAGCAACGGCCACGCCGCCGCCACCACAGACCGCGAAGACGACUAUAUACCUGAGUGCGGCAUUGGAGGAUGCAAGCAGGCGAUGAGGAUGUUGGCCAACAUCGGAGUCUUCACUGGCUCCUACAGCGCCUGCGCACUUGUGACCUCAACCUUGAACUCAUAUGUCAAUAGCCAAGUGACUACUCUAGAACGUCACUUCGGCUUCACUAGCGCAGAGACUGGACUCAUCAUGGCGGCCAACGACAUCGGCUACCUCGUCCUUGUUCUCUUCGUUAGUUACGUCGCUGCCAAGAUUCACAUCCCACGAGCUGUGGGUCUGGCUACAGUCUUCUUUGGGGUGUCCGCCAUCAUCUGCGCUCUGCCGCACUUCCUGUUUGGCGCCCCUAGUCCGACUGGUGCUGGUGACGUCACAGCACGGACAGCCAAGACGUUUAGCGGCCAGAUAUGUCACAAAGACAACAUGACGUCACUGGGGUGUGGCUUGCUGGUCGAAGGCACUUCGAAGUCGUCGGCCAGCUUUGAAGGAGAGGACAAAGCUAGGGCCCAUGCCACCACAGCCUUGGUCAUCAUCGUCCUUGGCAUGGUCCUGCAGGGUCUGGCGAAGUCUCCGCGCUACUCCUUCCUCACCACCUACGUGGACGCCAACGUCGACAGAACAAAGACAGGCUUCUACGUGGGAAUUAUGACCACCCUGGGAUUCAUGGGUCCAUCCAUAGCCUACGCGCUUGGUGGUGUUUUCUCUCGUAUCUAUGUGACACUAGAAAACACUACUCUGCAUCCUAAGCACCCAAAGUGGAUAGGAGCUUGGUGGCUGGGGUACAUCACAUUCGGGUGUGCAGCGUGUGUACUCGGCAUUCCUCUUUUCUUCUUCCCGCGAUCUUUAAGAAAGGGACACAACCCUGACAAGGAACCGAGCAAUGCCGUUGUCAGUCAGAAAAAGUCUUUCGAUUUUGUUGCAUACUUCAAAGGGUUUUUUGGAGCACUGAGCCGUCUGGUGGUGAACCCUGUGUACAUGCUGGUACUGAUCUCGUCCUGUGUGCUGCUGUUCUCCGUGGCUGGGUUUUAUUCCUUCAUUCCAAAGUACAUAGAGAACCAGUUCUCCUUCCCAGCCUGGCAGGCAAACAUGUCUAUGGCCGGAAUUAUGCUGGCGACAUCGUGCUUUGGCACAUUUCUGGGCGGCUACCUGACGAAGAGAUUCAAGAUGGGGCCGAUGGCGAGCCUGAAGUUCAUCACGGUCAAUCAGUUCCUCUCAGCGGUCUUCACCAGCUUGCAGCUGGCCUUCAGGUGUGACCAGCCCUACCUGUACAACAGCCCGGGUCCUCUUGCUGCAGUAGACGAGUCCACCAUUGGGUGCAACAACGACUGUGUGUGUGACGACAACGACUACUUUCCUAUCUGUGGCGACGACGGCCGGACUUACUUCUCACCUUGUCACGCGGGCUGUCUGGGGCGGACUGAUGAGGUUUAUCAGAACUGUUCAUGCAUCUCGGGUCUGACGGCGAUGGCGGGUACGUGUGACUACAGCUGCUCCAUGUUCUACCCGUUCAUGAUCGCUCUUGCUGGAAGCUCUGUCUUUGGAACCUUGUCCGUCAUCCCCAAAGUCAUCAUUUAUAUCAGGUCUGUAGAGGAGCGGGACAAGCCCCUUGCCUUAGGUCUGGCUACCUUUUCAGCAUCAGUCACAGCCUGGCUGCUGGGGCCAAUCCUCUUUGGCAAGAUCGUGGACGGCAUUUGUAUUCAGUGGGAGAACUCGUGUCGAGGGAAGGGAGCCUGCCGUCUCUAUGACAACGACAUCUUUCGCCUGCGGAUGCUGGGUUUCCAGACCGGUUUCCGAUUCAUAGGCCUCAUUCUGCUCAUCCUUGCAAUUGUAUCCGCGAUUGUCACAAAGAAAUUCCACAAACAAGAGGCUAAGGCCCCAGAAAUGGCCAUGGAGGUGACUGUAGAUUUUCUGAAAUCUGAACGAGACGAGCGAGAGGAUGAGGGGAAGUAACUGCUACACAUCCCUUUAAGACAAUCUUUAAUUACCCUACCUCACACCACCUUUCAGAAAUUUUAUCUCACUUACCCUUUCAAAAAUCUGUCUUCUUUGUUCAUCAGCGAUAGUCAUUUGCCAGUUUUCAAUGUAAGCAAACCUUGAAUAGAAUUCUCGUAAUUUUCGUAAUUUCACAACAGACCAAGAAUAAAUUAUUUCUUCAUCUUUUGUCAAAUCUAAUUGCUUUUUACAGUUACUCAGAAGACAGUAUAAAGUAUAGAUAAACAGAUGUUUUAAUUUGCAAUGAUUAAGCUCUAUUCUUCAAAAAGAUCAUUUGUAUUUCACACUACAAGAAGCGCUAAUCUGUGAAGACUUCGUGUAUGAAACUAUUUCUUUAUUAUUUAUGUGAAUAUUAUUUAUCAUCAGGAAGUAAUUAAAAUUGCUUUACACAAGCAAUGUUA